AAGAAGCCUAGAAAUAUGGGUCACCAUUCUUGCUGCAACCAACAGAAGGUUAAAAGAGGACUUUGGUCUCCUGAGGAAGAUGAAAAACUCAUCAGAUACAUUACAACUCAUGGAUACGGCUGCUGGAGUGAAGUUCCAGAAAAAGCUGGGCUUCAAAGGUGUGGGAAGAGUUGUCGUUUGAGAUGGAUUAAUUAUUUGAGACCUGAUAUUAGGAGAGGAAGGUUUACACCUGAGGAGGAAAAGUUAAUUAUAAGCCUUCACGGGGUCGUAGGCAACAGAUGGGCUCACAUUGCAAGCCACUUGCCAGGUAGAACGGACAAUGAAAUAAAGAACUAUUGGAACUCAUGGAUAAAAAAGAAAAUAAGAAAGACUUCACUGUCUUCAACCACUAUUGCACAAAGUAUCGAUCACAAUUCUUCCCAGUUCAGCUACAGUUCCAAUCUACUUGGCCAUUUUUCUACAAACCUGGAUAAUCCACAGACAAAACAACCACUUCAAGAAACCUUGUUUUCCUCGACGUGCCCUCUGUUCAUGUUUGACACACCUUCACUGGAAGGCCCAGCGACAGACUGCAACAGUGUGCGAGCUGAAAAUUUUCAAGAUGCGGUGGGGUUGAGCACUGAAACGUGGAACCUGAGCCACCAUCAGGUUCAGGCACUUCCUCCUCUAACAGUGACUGUGGGCUUGGACACCACAAAUUAUUUGCCACCAUUGAUAGAGAACGUGGACAACAUGGUCCCGAUUGAGGUACAACCUUGUCCCAUGGAGGAGCAAGGAGAUAUAGCACUAGAGUGCUUGCAGAGGCAAGGUUUAAAUGAAUGGGUGGAAACGCAGCAGCAAUGUCCUAACUUUCUCUUUUGGGACAGUGUUGAAGGACAUAUUGGUGGGGAAGAACUAGGCACAAAUUCGGCGAAUGUGGAAGCAAACACACUUUCUCCUUUUCCUUCUUCUUUGAAUUUAGGGUUUAUAGACAAGGAGGCAGCAAAGAUAACAGUGUGGACGCCCAGCUCUGUUUCUCAGCCUCCAAUUCUUCAUCAUCCACCUUCUCGCACAAUGAUUAUCCCGGAGAAGAACCGUAAGGAGAUCUGCAAGUACCUCUUCCAAGAGGGAGUUUGCUAUGCGAAGAAGGACUUCAAUUUGGCGAAGCACCCUGAGAUUGACGUGCCUAAUCUUCAGGUGAUUAAGCUGAUGCAGAGUUUCAAAUCUCGCGAGUACGUGAGGGAGACCUUUGCUUGGAUGCAUUACUACUGGUUCCUCACCAACGAUGGCAUAGAGUUUCUCAGAACUUAUCUUAACCUUCCUUCCGAAAUUGUCCCUGCCACUUUGAAGAAACAGGCCAAACCACCUGGCAGGCCCUUUGGCGGCCCAUCCGGUGAUCGCCCUAGGGGUCCACCACGCUUUGACGGCGAGCGUAGAUUUGGUGGUGAUCGUGAUGGGUACCGUGGAGGUCCCCGAGGCGGUGGGGACUUUGGAGGAGACAAGGGAGGAGCUCCUGCUGAUUACAGACCCACUUUUGGGGGUCCUGGCGGAAGGCCCGGCUUUGGUCGUGGAUCUGGUGGUUUUGGAGCGCCAACCAGUUCCAAUGUUCCAUAAGGAUAAUGUUUUCUGUUUUAUUUUUUGUUUAAUUUUUUAGAGAAUGUGCCUGUAGUUGGAGUUAAUAGAUUACCCUCUCGUAUUGAUUGUUUUAUCAGCUUAAGAGUUUAUAUUCAAUUUUCGUUCAAUGAAGAUUUUGAAUUUGAGUUUAUACUAAUUGAGUGUUACAUC
Vigna radiata var. radiata (mung bean) is the source of this 1764-nucleotide messenger RNA. RefSeq lists its product as uncharacterized. The transcript has 8 exons. The record is from RefSeq and is a predicted model, not a curated record. Bases 16 to 1593 code for a protein of 525 amino acids. Lineage: Eukaryota; Viridiplantae; Streptophyta; Magnoliopsida; Fabales; Fabaceae.